AUGAUACUGCUGCUGUGGUGAAAAAUAGAGAGAAAGAACAACAGGAUAUUGUCCAAUUCUGGUCUGCGUGCCAACAGUGACAAAAUGUUGUUUUCUCCUCAGUUUGGGGAUUCUUAUUGGCUUUUAUUAGUCCUGGGUGAGCCUGAACGCAUUAAGAUGUUUUUCAAAUUCUCCCAGUUAGUGUGGAAACCUUGAGUCUGGGGGGUGGGAAGGUGGUGUCCCAUGCCCCAGCACAGACAUUCCUGCCCUGGAGGAUGAUACUGUGACUCAUGCAGAGGAAAAGAAGAGUUCUGUUGUAAAACACAACAGGAAGACAUCCAGCGCUGCUGUGUGCCAGGAGGACACCUGCAGAGCUGCCGCAGGGGUGGAAGUGAGCCACAGGCUGUAUGGAUAGUGCUGAGAAAACUGCACGGCUGCAUAAAUCUGACGCCAAACUAGGCUGCUAUUUUUGGUUUCUGUUCUGCUUUUCUGACACCUGUAGGUAAGCGUGAAGUGUACAACAGACGUCUGCAGCGCUUUCCAGAGCGAAGGAGCCGUCGCAGGGUAUGGGAUCACAGCGAAGCGUUCUUGUUUAGCAAUCAGGAUUCAUUAUAACCCAGGAAUAUGAACUGUAAACACGCCGGAGUUGCCAAGACAGGAGCUGGCUGUGGGUCAGCGCUUGAAUGAGGACGUACCAUCCCGCUGGGACUCCCCAGGAGCAGCAGGUAACACCCAGGUACACAAGGAGCCCCAUGGAAGUAUACUCAUCAGAUGCUUUCUGUGAUCUUUACCAGUGAAUCUGCACAAGCAUUUCCUUCCUAAGCUCACUUUAGGAGCUGCAUAUUGGUCCUCAUCCUGCUUUAACUCCCAGUGAAAUAAUUACACUUAACAAGACCUUAUUACCUGCUGAAAAAAAUAAAAUGACUGAAUUCCUGGUUUGUUUUAAUUGGUGCAAUGGUGAACAGCCCCAGCCGAAGAGGCGUCGGAGACUGGACCGCAAUAUGAUAGGAGAGCCCAUGAACUUUGUACACACUGCGCAUGUUGGGGCAAGAGAGAUGAGUAGUGACUAUUCAUCAGCUGUAUCAAUCCAGGACCACAUGAAGUCUAAAGGUGGCUACACAAAUGGCACUUCUGCAACUGUUGAGAUAUAGGAAACUGAGAGGAGGCUGACAUCUGCUCUGUCUCAUGAGGACCCCCUGGACUGUGCUUUCAUAUUCUCUAAAACCUCUUUAUCAUGGAGUAGAGAGACUUCUUGAAUUAUAAAUAGGUCAGUGCAAAUGUUGGUGUUCUUAGCAAUAUAGCUUCUGAAGGAGUUACUGUAAAUUAUCCUUAAAAUGGUCUGUCACAGCAGUAUUGUAGUAACAACUGUAACUUGUCAUUGUGGAUGAUUUCCUAGCUGUGUCCCAAAAACCUCCCAAAGUUGACUUGUAGAAUGGGAUUGGAAGUCAGUAUGAAUUGUCUGGGGUUUUAAGCUCUGUCUUUUCCUCCUCUCAAGAAAUGCAGAAGUUGAUUUAAUUGGAAGAUAUCACACGUUUGCACUUCUUACAUGGGCUAAACUGAACUGCUAAGUAGGAUCUUGUAGCCUGUAAUAAAACUUCAGACCUGUUUUUUAUAUGGCUUACAACCUAAUGCAUAACUCUACUAAGCUGUACUUCGGGUUUUUUUAAUGUCUUUUGAUGACUGAACUCUAACAUGAUAUAGUUAGCUGAGUCUGCAAAACCCUGUGAAACUUCUGCAUUGCUGCGAUAAUCCUUUCAUAGAUAAAAAUGGAGGUUUUGCAAACAUACCCACUCUUGAAUGAGGCUUAGAAAAACUGACAUUUCUCUCAGUUACUGGGCUGCCUCCCUUCCAUACCUGCGAUAGUGGGACUGACAGGUAUUACCACAACAGAGCUAAUAAUAUGUACUGGUUACCGUAGCACCACUUGAAGUUAUGCUCAGCACUGUGUGUUAAUUUUGCAUGACUGCUAUUGAAUUUUAAACUAGAUGUAUUUAAGAUCACUCUAUUACCUGUCUGUAGCAGUAACUACCCAGCACUUCAAGGGAUAUCUUGCUUGUCUUUCUGGCUUCCUAAUUUUUAGACUUCUUUUUUUAAGAUGAACUGUUAUUUUUCUUGCAUAUGGCUUAAAUAAAAGUAUGGUUUCAGUGAUACAGCCAUGUGAAGGACAGAAACUUAAAGAAUAUAGUGAAAACUUGCAAGAGAAUAUUAAAUGGAAACAGUGUCUUGCAGAGUUCCAGCACUUCAUUAAUAUUUAAAGAAAUAGCCAUAAAUAUUUAGCCAUACCCAAACUAUAUUUUAUUACUUAGUUCUUAUUCAUCUUUCUAUUAAGUGAUAUGACAAAACUGCUGAGGUAGAGCUAGGUUUUCCUUUUACCCAAUCCCUGAUGACUGUUCCCCAGCUCAAAAUUCUGAACGACUACCAGUGCAGAAAUUUAGGAAAUCUACUUGCUGUCAUGGGAUUAACUAAAUACAAGCGCUGAAAUUGCUGCUGUAUCAGCACUGGUUAUGCUGAAACUCUCUCCUUGCUCUAGGCAUAAGAUCAGUUAUGAACUUUUUUCCACUAAAACAUCUAGCUGGCAAAUCUUUUAACUUGUACGAUUCUGUGGCUUGUGAUACUUCUUAAAUCUAGACUGCUGGCUCUGCUGAAUUGUUAGGCUGUUUUUUCUGAGUAUAGUAGGGAGCUUAAAACAUGAAAGGUAGCUCUGUGUUUCUGUAUGUGUUCAAAACACACACCCCCCCCUCCCCAUUUAAUCUUUAAGGGCCAAAGAAGAAGAGAGACUGCUACUUUCUGUACCAGUCAACAGCUGGUCACAGCAUUCUGCAAACAAGUAGGAGAAAUCUAAUUUCCAUGUCUUGCUAGAUCCUUACUCUUGAAUUAGAAUUCAUACCAAAUUUUAAUAUAUUUUAAAAUUAGCAUGAGUUAGCUAUACAUUUAGCUUUUUAAAGUCUUUUAUAUUUGUGUCUUCUAACUUCAGAUUUAUUCUAACAGCCUCAUUAAGAUACAGAGUUCAAAGAAGCUAAAUACUGUUGAGUAUAAAGGCCACAUAAAGUGGCCAAGUUGUUUUAAAAGAAUAGAUUCUAAUUAAUCUGCUAUUAAAUUGAGUUCAUGCAUUCAUGGGUCCAUACCUGCCCAUAAAAAAUAGCGGUAGGCAGCUGUCAUGAAGCAAAUGGGUUGUAUUUUAACACUGUAAGAAAACAAAUUGAACAAUUUAGUAUUUCCUGAAGACCCAUUCAAUAGGUUUAAGAUUAGUGUUGUAUGCACAACUGGAAAUAAAGGAAUUGGUGGUUGUGUCAGUUCUUCUCUCUAAAAAUAAAUCAACAGAGGAUUUUGUUCUUAAAUCCUUAUUUAUAGAAAAAUCCUAAUUUUCAUUAUGUAAACCAAGUAGCACUAUCUGAUAUAAACCCAACCUAUUUUCAUCAGACUAGAUAGUAUAUAUAGGACCAUAUUAAGGUGUCAUAUCAUUAAAAGGAAAUGUUUUGCUACUGCAUUAAGGGUGCAAUUACUUUUAAAUUCUAAACAAACGUAAAAGCAUGUCUUGGGUAUUUUUUUGUUGUCUGUUUAACCACCUUAUCUAGCUGUAAUCUGUCAUGUAACUCAGUAUAAACCCAUCUUGGUUAUAAUAAACCUGUUGAA
Molecule: messenger RNA, 3612 nt
Organism: Athene cunicularia (burrowing owl)
Lineage: Eukaryota; Metazoa; Chordata; Aves; Strigiformes; Strigidae
Product: CDC42 small effector protein 2-B-like
Exons: 4
Coding region: 900-1130 (76 amino acids)
Biological process (GO): regulation of Rho protein signal transduction
Cellular component (GO): plasma membrane
Molecular function (GO): small GTPase binding
Source: RefSeq, a predicted model, not a curated record